AUGGCAGGUGCUGACGAGUUUAUGUAUGGUGAUAAUACCUGUAGGUUUUCAAAAACUCCUCAAAAUAUCUUAAUAAUUAAGAGGCCGAGGUCACCAAACUCUACAAUACUAGCGGUGGAGCUGGCAAUCACAUUAACAAAAGUGUAUGAUGCAGUUGUAUAUUGCGAAGAUGAGGCAAUCCAUGAUAUGAAGGCUAUAAACCCGGAUCUAGAACUAAAUUCAAUAUCCCAAACUCAAGUUGAUUUAGGAGAGAUCAUUGAUCUUGCAAUUUCACUAGGUGGGGACGGAACAUUGCUUUGGCUAUCACACUUAUUUCAAACGUCCGUUCCCCCAGUUAUAAGUAUUGCAAUGGGAUCCCUUGGCUAUAUGUCAUUGUUCCAUUACUCAAAAGCUAAUGACAUUGUUGAUAGGAUAAUGAGGAAACAAACUUUUGCUGUUUCACUAAGAUCAAGGCUGACACUAUAUGUUCCUCAGGAAAAUGGAGAUGUAUUACAAACUUCUUGUUUAAAUGAGUGCGUAUUUGAAAGAGGAAACAGACACUGUCUUGCUUCCAUCGAUGUGUACUGCUCCGGAAGUUAUUUUACAAGAGUAUUUGCUGAUGGUUUAAUUUUAGCAACACCCUCUGGUUCAACAGCAUAUUCAAUGUCUGCAGGUGGAAGUAUUGUGCAUCCGAAGGUAUCUGGGAUACUUUUCACUCCAAUUUGUCCUCAUACCUUAUCUUUUAGGCCAGUAAUACUACCAGGUUCAACCGAACUUUUGAUUCAUGUUCCAGAAUCUUCUAGAAAUGGGGUCCAAGUUGCUUUAGAUGGAAGAAGAGUUGCAGAGCUAAAAAUUGGGCAGUUUGCAGCAGUGACAAUGUGCUCAUAUCCUCUUCCCUUAGUAAUUUGUCCACAGAUUUUUGAUUUUAAUGAGUGUUUAACUCCAGAGUUUGAACUUAAAAGUAAAAGAAGGACGAUUGACUCCACCUACACUUAUCAGGACAUCCUUCAAAGUAUAAGAGAGGUUAAAACUAUGAAUUCUUUAGGUACUGAUGAGCAUUGUAUUUACUCUAAUGAGAAUCAAAUUUUCGUAUGUCCAUGUUGCAGAAAGCCAGAUAAUUGCUAUUGUGGGAUCGAAAAAGAUGCUAAUAUUCCACAGGAGGAUUAUGUUAAAAAAAAAGACCCUGUAUACAAAGAAGACUAUUGGCUAGAUUCUUUAAACAAUUACUUGGAUUGGAAUUCACAGAGAACUGCUCAAAUUCCUAUUGAUCUACAGGAAACUGUCUCUGGAAGUAAAUAUUCGGAGUUUCAGUCAAGCCUGAGGAAGAAAAGUGCAGGGUCUAGUCCUAGAAACCUUAAUACUGAUAGAAAGAUCGCCCCUCCAGAAACACUAAAGUUUCUUGAACAAGUGAGAGUAAUUUGGAAGCAUGACAAUGAAUUCAAACAUGAAUGUCUUCCUGACUUUAAUAAUUCGGUAACCUGUUUAAAUUCAAAACUAAGGUACUCAUCCCCUUCCGCGCAAAAGACUACAGAGAAUACUAUAAGCCCUACCACUUCCGGAGAUAAAUUAGAAAAUACUGUCUCUAUACAUCUUAAUGCAGAUUUUGAUUCGUCCAAUUGGAGUCAGAAAAGCAAUAACACAGAUUCCACAGUUAAGUCAAAUAAAAGCAAAACUCCUUUUUUUACUCCAGUAAAAACUCCAAGUGUGAUAAUUUUAGAUCGUAAAUUAUGA
Molecule: messenger RNA, 1710 nt
Organism: Cryptosporidium ubiquitum
Lineage: Eukaryota; Apicomplexa; Conoidasida; Eucoccidiorida; Cryptosporidiidae
Product: inorganic polyphosphate ATP-NAD kinase
Exons: 1
Coding region: 1-1710 (569 amino acids)
Biological process (GO): NADP+ biosynthetic process; NAD+ metabolic process
Molecular function (GO): NAD+ kinase activity
Source: RefSeq, a predicted model, not a curated record